CGCGCAGCCCGCGCGGCCGAGGAGACGUGUAGGGCGCGCGUUCGCCCUCCGCCGACCUCUCACCCGAGCGCGUGGUUCUCGUUCCGGGACGAGAUGGCGCCGUGCACGCCGCUCCUGACAGUCCGAGGGUCUGAAGGACUGUACAUGGUGGAGGGGCCUCCGCAGUUUACAGAAAGCACAGUGCUUCCCAGGGAAUAUGGAAAAAAUUGUAAAGUCUACACCUUUAGUAAGGAUGGGACCUUGUUUGCCUGGGGUAAUGGAGAAAAAGUAAAUAUUAUCCAAGUGACUAACAAGGAACUGCUGCACUCCUUCGACCUCCCAAAGGUAGUUUGCCUUGAGUUCUCGCCAAAAAACACGAUCCUGGCAACAUGGCAGCCUUACACUACUUCUAAAGAUGGCACAGCUGCGAUACCCAACCUGCAACUUUAUGACGUGAAAACUGGGACAUGUUUAAAAUCCUUCAUACAGAAAAAAAUGCAAAAUUGGUGCCCGUCCUGGUCAGAUGAUGAAGUUAUCUGUGCCCGAAAUGUUAACAAUGAAGUGCAUUUCUUUGAAAACAACAAUUUUAAUACAAUUGCAAAUAAAUUACACUUGCAAAAAAUUAGUGAUUUUGAUCUGUCACCUGGACCCCCACCUUAUAAGGUGGCAGUCUAUGUCCCAGGAAGUAAAGGUGCACCUUCCUUUGUUAGAUUAUAUCAGUACCCCAGCUUUGCUGGGCCUCAUGCGGCCCUCGCCAACAAGAGCUUCUUUAAAGCUGACAAAGUUACCAUGCUGUGGAAUAAAAAAGCCACUGCUGUGCUAGUGAUCGCCAGUACAGACGUUGACAAGACCGGCGCCUCCUACUACGGAGAGCAGACCCUGCACUACAUUGCUACGGAUGGAGAAAGUGCGGUCGUGCAGCUGCCAAAAAAUGGCCCAAUUUACGACGUAGCUUGGAAUUCUAGUUCCACCGAAUUUUGUGCUGUGUAUGGUUUCAUGCCCGCCAAGGCGACAGUCUUCAACAUGAAGUGUGACCCUGUGUUUGACUUUGGGACUGGGCCUCGCAACGCAGCCUACUACAGCCCUCAUGGGCACAUAUUAGUGCUGGCCGGGUUUGGAAACCUGAGGGGACAGAUGGAGGUGUGGGAUGUGAAAAACUACAAACUCAUUUCUAAACCAGUGGCUUCUGAUUCUACGUAUUUUGCUUGGUGUCCAGAUGGCGAGCAUAUUUUAACUGCCACCUGUGCUCCCAGGUUGCGUGUUAAUAAUGGGUAUAAGAUUUGGCAUUAUACUGGCUCCAUCCUCCAUAAGUAUGAUGUGCCCUCAAAUGGUGAGUUAUGGCAAGUUUCUUGGCAGCCAUUUUUAGAUGGGAUAUUUCCAGCAAAAUCAAUAACUUACCAAGCAGUUCCAAGUGAUGUGCCCAGUGAAGAACCUAAGGCUGCAAGAGCUUAUCGGCCUCCAGCUUUAAGAAAUAAGCCAGUCACCAACUCCAAGCUGCACGAGGAAGAGCCGCCGCAGAAUGCAAAAGCACAUCCAGGAAGGGAUAAGCCCUUGUCCAAAACUGCCCUUAAGAACCAAAGGAAGCACGAAGCCCAGAAAGCAGCCAGGCAGGAAGCAAGAAGUGACAAGAGUCCAGAUUUGCAUACUACUACUGCCCCUCAGAGAAGCACCGCCCCUCAGUCAACCUCUGGUGACCCUGAAGUAGACAAAAGGAUUAAGAGUCUAAAGAAGAAACUGAAGGCCAUAGAGCAGCUGAAAGAACAAGCAGCAUCUGGCAAACAGCUGGAGAAAAACCAGUUGGAGAAAAUUCAAAAAGAGACAGCCCUUCUCCAGGAGCUUGAGAAUCUGGAAUUGGGUGUUUAAAAAUUCCUAGGAAGCAAAUGUACCAGAAAACAGUACAAACAGAUUUGUUAAACUUGCUGCUGUUCAUGGAAUCUCUGUAUGCCCAUAUUUAAUACUAUCUAAUAUUAAGAUCAUUUAUAUAAGAUUCUGCUCAUGUAUAGAGUUAUUUAAUGAUGUCUAUUCAAUUGAAUUUUACAUCUUAACAUCAUACCAAUAUGUGAUGAAAAGAGAUGAACUUUUCAGAUAAGCUUGAUGAAUGGAGAAACAUUUUUUUAAAGUAAAUGAUAGUAUUUGCUAUGUAAAUGAAUAAAAACAUUUUUAAUUGUC
Messenger RNA from Jaculus jaculus (lesser Egyptian jerboa), 2148 nucleotides. RefSeq names its product eukaryotic translation initiation factor 2A (gene Eif2a). The record is from RefSeq and is a predicted model, not a curated record. Gene Ontology annotation, molecular function: protein binding; translation initiation factor activity; ribosome binding. Gene Ontology annotation, cellular component: cytosolic small ribosomal subunit. The coding region runs from base 94 to 1842 and encodes 582 amino acids. Gene Ontology annotation, biological process: translational initiation. Lineage: Eukaryota; Metazoa; Chordata; Mammalia; Rodentia; Dipodidae. The transcript has 14 exons.